Megalops cyprinoides (Indo-Pacific tarpon) is the source of this 1901-nucleotide messenger RNA. RefSeq names its product calcipressin-2-like. Gene Ontology annotation, biological process: calcium-mediated signaling. Gene Ontology annotation, molecular function: nucleic acid binding; calcium-dependent protein serine/threonine phosphatase regulator activity. Lineage: Eukaryota; Metazoa; Chordata; Actinopteri; Elopiformes; Megalopidae. Bases 314 to 895 code for a protein of 193 amino acids. Gene Ontology annotation, cellular component: nucleus; cytoplasm. The record is from RefSeq and is a predicted model, not a curated record. The transcript has 4 exons.
UUAAAAAAAGCAGCCCUUGCUGAUGUCAGUCUGGCAGUGACGUCAUUGCACAGAGACGGCAGCGCGGGGGGGUACACUCUGCAGCUCCGCAGUGUUUGUACUUUGUUAGAGACGCACAAAGAGCCAGCGGACUCGCAGACAGCAGCACCUCCUGAGCGGCACUCCAAUCGCGGCUGGCGGAGCAGAGAGGAACCGAGAGAGCGACGCCGUGCCGGGACCCGCGUCUCUGUCACUUCACACUCUCUGUGGACUCGCUGCGGUUUGCAACACCGCCCGUCAAAGAACUUUUCCCCGGCCGCCCGAAGGUGCGAGCAUGCCCUCCCGAAGCCUGGACUGCAGCGUCUCCACGCUGAUCGCCUGUGUGCCAGACCUGGAGGUGUUCACAAACCAGGAGGUCAAGGAGCUGUUUGAGGCGCUGUUCCUUGCGUACGAUGAGCGUGUGACGUUCCUGCCGUUUAAAAGCCUUCAACGGGUGCGCAUCGACUUCAGUGACCCGGCUGCCGCAGCCAACGCCAGGGUAGACCUGCACGGGACAAGCUUCCAGGGCAGGACGCUGAGACUCUACCUCCCCCAGGUACAGAACCCAGAAUCGGACAGAGACCAGCUCCACCUGGCCCCUCCCCAGCCCCCCAAGCUCUGCUCCAUCACCACGCCCGCGACGCCGCCCCUGGAUUGGCAGGAGAUCGAUGAUGUCACGGCCCUCAUUAACUGCGACCUCCUCUAUGCGGUGGCCAAGCUGGGGCCAGGGGACAAGUACGAGCUCCACGCGGGUACAGAGUCCACGCCCAGCGUGGUGGUUCACGCCUGCGACCACGAGGAGGGAGAGGAGCCGAGGCCGUGGCCCAAACUGAAAAUCAUCCCGACCCGACGCCCCAGCCUCCCCAUGACCCACUGAACACGGACCCCCCUGGGGGAAGGAAGCGGAGCCUUCCCUGAUUUCAUUGUGUCUCCUCUCUCUCUUCGAAAAGUAGAGAGAGGCGCCCCUCUCUCCCUCACGGGUAGCGCUCACUGAGUGCGCUGUCCUGCCCCACCGGCUGGAGUGGGCCUGUUCUGUGUCCCUCCCCCCACCUGGAGGGGGCCGGGGGGGGUCAAUGUGCGCUUGCGAUGUUUUGGUCUGUUACCGUUUCUCUGUGUUCAGUGGUGUUGGCAUAUACAUGUACUCCCAGCUCUGUUGUAAGAUCACCUGGCUACCAGCAGGGGGCAGUGCCAGUCAUUCUGCUCAGAGCUCUGCCUCUGAUCAGUUGUGCAGUUAACGGCACAGCGUCUGAAGUCGCAGCUUUCUUUGCUCCUGCGGUGAGCUGUUGUGUGGGACUGGUGCUCUGUGGGUUUAUGUAAGGACAUGCAGCUCGACUACAAGGCGGCCCACCUGGGUGUGACCUGAGGGUAGCAGAAAUUGUUCCAAUUGGCUGUAAGCUGCUCACAGUGCAUGCUUGUGAAGCGGCUCUUUUGACGCUGGAAAUGACUCCAUGUGUAUGUUGUGAAUAUCCGUCUGUGUAAAAUCAUCCUCUGUCUCUAACUCUCAGCGCCCUUCACUGUAAAUAAAUCUACAUGCUUCUGGCUGUGUCAGUGUCCUCCGUGUCAGAUAUAUGUAUGAAAUAUUGAACUGAGAUGAACAGCAAAAAAAAAGAUAAAAAAAAAAAAAUAAAACAUGCCUCUGUUUGUUUUGCCUGCCUGCCUGCACUGAUAAUAAUACUACUGAAUUUAACUGUAUAUAAUGGCUGUUUUUACUGAUUUUUUUACACUUAUUAAAUGCAUCCGUGCUCUGUAUAUGUCAGACUGAUUCUGAGUUCUGCUGUCAUCAUUAUCUCCCGCAUGUGUUAAUGGUGAAAUGGAUCUGAUGUGCUGUUUUUCCACUAAGUGUCUGUAGCGAAGGGUGAGAGUACUCACCCCACCCAGCCUUG